Molecule: messenger RNA, 3759 nt
Organism: Coprinopsis cinerea okayama7#130
Lineage: Eukaryota; Fungi; Basidiomycota; Agaricomycetes; Agaricales; Psathyrellaceae
Exons: 3
Coding region: 1-3759 (1252 amino acids)
Source: RefSeq, a predicted model, not a curated record
AUGACCGUUGCUGAACCUGCAAAUGAAGACUUUGUAGUCAGACAGAGAUUGGACGCCUUCAAGCUGGGCAAGUCCUUCUCUACGGCGGCGCCAGGCGCUCCAAGGCCAGCCCACAGACAUCAACGAUCCCAUUCACGAAACACCUCGAUAUCCUCCUCCUCCUCCAUCUCACACUCCUCGCUCGCUUCCUCAAGGUCCUCCGGCCUCCAGGAUUUGUCCGGUUUCUCUUUUGGCGGGUCCAUCAGCAGCUCUGCGUCCACCACCAGCUCGCUCGCAUCCUCGACCAGUACAUCUGCACCCCCGCCGACAACCAAGCGCAAUUCACACCACAGGAGAAGGUCUUCUGUCUCCACCCGCCACGAGUCCGCAGAAUUGAUGGGCGUUACCCUUCCUGAACUCCCCCCUUCUUCGUCCGACCACAAUGUCAACUUUGGCGAUAAGGACUCCAUCCGCCGCCGCGCUCUUUGGGCAUUGGAAGGAAAACCCGACGUUGCCUUUACCAAGGUAGAAAUUCCAGAGUUGUCAACGCCCGACGUUGAAAAAAUGAUGUUCGACUUUUCGUCCAAAUCAAGCUUUUCCGGCGGAAGUUCUGCGUCCUUUGGUAACUCUUUGAUGGGGAACAAGCGUGACUCGUUCAAGCUUCUCCCUCCCUCGGGCUCCUCGAAAGACCAGUUGCACACCCUUGUCGAAGAGGAGGAGGAGGAUGAGGAGGAUGAACCAGUUAGCAGAGUUGAGACAGCAGAACAGCUGUCAUCACCUAUUUCUGCUGACAAGGAGACCGUAUCUGCCGCCGAAGAACCCACACAGGUAGCUCCGCUGCCAUCAGCGGCUCUCAACAAAGCGACUCUUGGCAAACCUCGUCCCGCCACCUUAAACCUUCGGCCCCUCUCCCUCGUCGCCGAAACCCUGGGUACUAGCGCGGUCCAAGGACUGCCAACGCCAUCCUUGUCUCCAAGCCCCAGGACAGGGCUUCGAUCGCUGUCCUUGAGUCCGGCGUCGUCAGGCGACGAAUCUUCCAAAGAGAACCAGCCCGUCAACCGUAGCUCGUUCAUCUUGAAUAAUGCGCGUCGCCCAGCCCUUAACCUCAAAACCGCAUCCAUCGACUCUAGCGUCAGCUCUGGAGACGAAUCCAAACCAUUCCGCCGAAGCAGCAUCUCGUACAGGAACUCUUCCAUCAAUGCUGCCGGACUCCCUACCCCCGAGAUGACCCCGACUUUCACUCGUCGCUAUUCCCUCGCCGAGUCCAACAAAGGCGUGGAAGAGGAAUUUUUUCUUGGAUCCCACCAACAACAAUCCUCCUGCAAGCCUCUUAGCGCGAGUGAGCAACAGUUUCUUCUCAAGUCGCAUAAUGCGCUUGUUGCGCGGAUAACGGACCUUGAGCGGGCGUUGUCCAGGCGUACGUCGCUGGGCAGUUAUUCGAGUAGCUCCAGGCCAAGUUCCAUCCUCUCCGACUCGACAUCAUUCAGCGAGAAGAGCAAUUCUCCCAUCCCCGGCGAGCCCAGUGAUGAGAUGUUGACCUUCAUCAGAGAUCUUAAGGCCGAGCGAGACGAGCUGAAAAAGGACGUGGAGGGUUGGAGGACGAGAGUGAACGACCUCGACCGUAAACACGCUCUGCUUGCCAAGCGGGUUGAGACCGAACGUUGGGAGGCUUGGGCUGCCCGUUCCCGCGUCGGCAUCCUCGAGUCGGAAAAGGCGGCCCUCGAGAAGCGGGUUGAGGCUCUCGACCAGUCGUUGGCCGACCUUGAGGCAGAUAAAGACAACCUCGAAAUCCGUAAUCGAGAGCUUCAGUCGCAGAACGAGGCAAAGGCGAAGCGGGUGGAGGAGCUUGAAGCCCAGCUGAAGCAGGUCAAGGAAGAGUUGGAGAAGGAACGACUAUUGCACCAGCAGCAGGUCGCUGCCAUCAGAUCUGCUAACCUCGACGCCGAUCUACUUGCCACUCCAACUCCUCAAGUAUUCCAGCCUCAGCCUAAUUCAUCACUGAGUCCCGUCAAUCUUGGCUUGGGACUUGUCGAUGAUCAGCCAACCUUUGCCUUCACCUUGAACGCCGUUCCGGAGGGUGACGAAGAUAGCUAUUCCGAGGAAGAUAAUGGACUCGGCCGGUACGAAGACGAGGAAGACUAUGAUGAGAGCUAUGAAGCAUCCUCAUCAUAUGGUUCUUCGGACGAGUUUUCACAACGAUCAGGAAACCCAUUCAUCAGAAAAGAAUCGCCUACCUCCCCUCUCACCCCUUCCUAUGCUCAAUUCGAUGAUGUUUCCAUUGCUUCGCCGGCGUCCUUGACCUUUGGUAGAUCCCAAGCUUCUCCUCCCCCUGUGCCCGCUCGUCCUGAUGCUUUGAGGGAUUCCGAGCUGGCCUUCAAUUGGACCUUCCCUCGGGCUCAGCCAGCGGCAAAGGUCGAGUCCCAUCAACCAAAACCAUCGGUCGAUCGAUUCUUCAAUUGCUUGGACGAGUCCGAAGACAGCGAUGACUCUGCUCCUGCAAGCCCCAUCUCUUUCAACUACGAACAGAGCAAGGAUAUGUUUGCCAGUGGCUUCCGUUUCGCUGUUCAGGAUGAUACACCGUUCUUCUUGCCACCUGGCAUUGGCACUGUCGUUGAAGAGCACACUGCCAAGUUGUCGACCGUUGCGGAAGAGGACGAGGAGGACGAAUAUAUCGAGGAUGACGAAGACAUGUUUGGAGAGGCGGGUGGAAUCAGAAUCACGUUCACCCCUCCUGACGAAGUUGAGGAACCUGAAGAGCCACCUCAGAUCCAGGUCUCUUCACCUGUCAAGGCUCCGUCGACUCCCCCGGUUUUGCCUGUACUCAACUUUGGCAGUGGUGACGAGGAAGAGGAGGAUUUCUUCAGUCUCCCCUCGACUGUCUCUAAGGAGGUCGAGACUGAAGGACGCCCUGUUGCUCAACCUGCAGCCGCGCAGCCUGAGAUAACAUUAACUUCGGUCGGGCAGCCCUCAGCUCCUCCCACACCCGUCACCCAUUCGUCCGCCACGUCUUGCACCUCGCCCAAAGUUACAUCCCCGUCAUCGAUCCCUCGACCCAUUUCCCGUCAAUCGAACAAGUCACAAGGAUCGGCAUCAUCUUCGCCUCAUUCGCCACCCCUCGCUUUCAGUGUUUUCGCCACGCCGCCUACGAAACGGGGUGGAACUACUCCAUCGUUCAUUCCCCAAUCGGUUACUUCUCCGUCCCCAGUUCGGACCGCCUCCUCCCAGAAAUCUAAGAUUGCGAUCGCGGCACCGACGUUCAUUCGACCUCCCAAUCGGAAGCCUACGGUCCCGACUGCUCCUGCCGCUAAACCGCAGGGUACCUCUCGCAAUGCAAACGGUUCGACCCUUACCGCUAAGCCUGCUACCCGUACGUUUGCUGAUUCCUCUCCUCUUCCAGAACCAAAACCAAUGACCCCGCCCCACAGAGCAUUCGAUCUUGAAUUCCAAAUGGCAACCGAGGUUGCAACACAAGGCUCGGACGUAACGACAGCGAGUUGCGUUGCGCCCCCUUCAGGUUCUUCGUCUUUGGCUUCUAUCAUCACGGCCCCACUCCCAACCAAUCUUCUAUCGAGUGUUCUCCUCUGGUCAUGGUCCUCGCGACCGGCCCCCAUUCCUUCUGGCUCCUCUUCAACAGCAACCUCAGUACCAUCCCGCAAACCCUCUUUUGUCUCGAGGGAAAAACAAUUGUCGAAACUCAAGUUCCGACUGGAACAGGAAAGCGUUUUGGGAGUGGCCAGCCACUACCGACGAUGUGACAAGGACAAUCUGGUCAUAUUGUAG